GCGGUGCUGAGUCAGGCAGGCGGCGGUGGGGGCUGCGGCAGCGGCAUGCGGGCCUGGGGGGCCGCGGCGUUGCUCUGCGCACUCUGCUGCGCCCAAGCGCGGGCCUCUGAGGAUAUCGUGGUGGGCUGCGGCGGCUUCGUGAAGUCCGAUGUGGAGAUCAACUACUCCCUGAUUGAGAUUAAGUUAUACACAAAACAUGGUACUCUCAAAUACCAGACAGACUGUGCUCCAAACAACGGGUAUUUCAUGAUUCCCCUCUAUGAUAAGGGGGAUUUCAUCCUUAAAAUUGAGCCUCCCCUAGGGUGGAGUUUUGAACCGACCAGUGUAGACAUCCAUGUGGAUGGCAUUAAUGACAUUUGCACAAAAGGAGGUGAUAUUAACUUUGUGUUCACAGGGUUUUCUGUGAAUGGAAAGGUUCUUAGCAAAGGUCAGACGUUAGGUCCUGCUGGGGUUCAGGUUGUACUGAGAAAUGCUGGCAGUGACAUAAACAUACAAGCAACUACCACACAGCCUGGAGGAAAGUUUGCGUUCUUUAAAGUGCUUCCUGGUGAAUAUGAAAUCUUUGCAUCUCAUCCUACCUGGAUGCUGAAAGAGUCAAGCACAGUGGUACGGGUGACGAGUUCUAAUGCCUACGCUGCUAGCCCUCUGAUUGUGGCAGGCUACAAUGUUUCUGGGUCAGUAAGGAGUGAUGGAGAACCAAUGAAAGGGGUCAUGUUUCUCCUUUUCUCCUCUUCCGUCACUAAAGAGGAUGUUGUGGGCUGCAAUAUUUCUCCUGUGGAUGGAUUCCAGUCAAGAGAUGAGUCUGUGUCCUACUUGUGCAAUGUUGUUUCAAAAGAAGAUGGAUCUUUCAGCUUUCUUUCUCUGCCAAGUGGGAAAUACACUGUGAUACCAUUCUACAGGGGAGAGAGAAUUACCUUUGAUGUUGCUCCAUCUAGAUUGGACUUCCUUGUAGAGCAUGACAGUUUACAGAUUGAGCCUGUUUUCCAUGUGAUGGGAUUCUCUGUCACAGGCAGAGUGUUGAAUGGUCCUGAAGGAGAAGGAGUUGCUGAUGCCACUGUGACUCUGAACAAUCAGAUUAAAGUAAAAACAAAAUCUGAUGGCUCUUUCCGCCUGGAGAACAUAACCACAGGUACAUACACAAUUCAUGCCAGGAAAGACCAUCUGUUCUUUGAUACUAUUACUGUGAAGAUUGCCCCCAAUACCCCUCAGCUGGCAAACAUCAUUGCAACAGGCUUCAGUGUGUGUGGCCGGAUCUCAGUUACUCGUUUCCCUGACACAGUGAAACAGAUCAGUAAAUACAAGGUAACCAUGAUGCCUCAAGACAAGGACAAAGCACCACUGGUGGCAACAGAAACAGACUCUCAGGGAGCUUUUUGUUUUAAGGCAAAACCAGGCACGUACAAUGUUCAGGUGAUGGUUCCAGAGGCUGAGACCAGAGCAGGACUGGCACUGAAACCCAGAACAUUCCCUGUUACCGUUACAGACAGGCCAGUGAUGGAUGUGACCUUCUCGCAGUUCUUGGCAUCUGUCUCAGGGAAGGUCUCUUGUUUAGAUGCUUGUGGUGAUCUGAUGGUGACAUUGCAGGCUGUGAGUCGCCAGGGUGAAAAACGCAACCUGCAGCUCUCUGGAAACAGGGACUCGGUGGCCUUCACAUUUGAAAACGUGCUGCCUGGCAAGUACAAAGUAAGCAUUGUACACGAAGACUGGUGCUGGAAGAACAAGUCUUUGGAGUUGGAAGUUAUGGAGGAAGAUGUUCUGGGAAUAGAAUUCAGGCAGACUGGCUACAUGCUGAGAUGUUCUCUUUCUCAUGCAAUUACACUGGAAUUUUAUCAGGAUGGAAAUGGACCAGAGAAUGUCGGCGUUUAUAACCUGUCUAAAGGAGUGAAUAGAUUCUGUCUUUCAAAGCCAGGUGUGUACGAAGUGACCCCACGUUCCUGCCACCAGUUUGAACAUGAGUAUUACACUUACGACACGUCCUCUCCUAGCAUACUGACACUGACUGCAGUUCGACACCAUGUCCUUGGCACCAUUGUAACAGAUAAAGUGAUGGAUGUGACUGUUACCAUUAAGUCAUCUAUUGACAGUGAACCUGCCUUAGUUUUAGGCCCCCUGAAAUCUGUACAGGAGUUGCGCAGGGAGCAGCAGCUGGCAGAGAUUGAGGCCCGUCGACAGGAGAGAGAAAAGAAGGGUCAAGAGGAAGAAGGAACAAAGCCACCAGUGCAAGAAAUGGUGGAGGAGCUCCAAGGACCCUUCUUAUAUGAGUUCUCAUACUGGGCAAGGUCUGGAGAGAAAAUUACUGUGACACCCUCCUCAAAAGAGCUGCUUUUCUACCCACCUUAUGUGGAAACAGUUGUUAGUGGAGAGAGUUGUCCUGGCAAGCUGAUAGAGAUCCAUGGCAGAGCAGGCUUAUUUCUGGAAGGACGAAUUCAUCCUGAGCUGGAAGGUGUUGAGAUUGUCAUUGGUGAAAAGGGAGCAGCUUCCCCGCUCAUCACAGUUGUCACUGACAGCAAAGGUGCUUACAGUGUUGGACCACUGCACAGUGACUUGGAAUACACAGUUACUGCUCAGAAAGAAGGGUUUGUUUUGACUGCAGUAGAAGGAACAGUUGGAGAUUUCAAAGCUUUUGCUCUUGCUGGGGUGACGUUCGAGAUCAAGUCAGAGGAUGACCAGGCUCUUGCUGGAGUUCUCUUGUCCCUCAGUGGAGGGGUGUUUCGGUCCAACCUCCUUACCCAGGACAAUGGCAUGCUGACUUUUUCCAAUUUGAGCCCAGGGCAGUAUUAUUUCAAACCCAUGAUGAAAGAGUUUCGCUUUGAGCCAUCAUCACAAAUGAUUGAAGUGCAAGAAGGACAGAAUCUUAGAAUCCAGAUAACCGGUUACAGGACUGCUUACAGCUGUUAUGGCAUGGUUUCUUCCUUAAAUGGAGAGCCUGAGCAGGGAGUCUCAGUAGAAGCUGUGGGACAGAAGGAUUGCAGCAUCUAUGGAGAAGACACAAUAACUGAUGAAGAGGGCAAAUUCAGGCUACGUGGCCUUCUGCCUGGCUGCGUGUAUCAUGUCCAACUCAAAGCUGAAGGCAAUGAUCACAUUGAAAGAGCCUUACCACAGCAUCGGGCAAUUGAGGUUGGGAACAGUGACAUUGAUAACGUUAACAUUAUAGCCUUCCGGCAGAUCAAUCAGUUUGAUUUAAGUGGCAACGUAAUUACAUCUUCUGAAUAUCUCUCCACCUUAUGUGUAAAACUGUACAAAAGUGAAAAUCCUGACAACCCAAUUCAUACAGUCAACUUAGGCCUGUCUUUGUUCUUCCAUUUCCCACCACUGCUCCGAGAUGGAGAGAAUUACGUUGUGCUUCUGGACUCUACAUUGUCUAAAUCACAGUAUGACUACACCCUGCCUCAAGUUUCCUUCACUGCUAUCGGAUAUCAUAAACACAUCACACUGAUCUUUAAUCCCACUAGAAAGCUGCCUGAACAAGACAUUGCCCAGGGAUCUUACAUCGCCUUACCACUGACUCUACUUCUCCUGUUGGCUGGUUACAACCAUGAUAAGCUUAUUCCCUUGCUGCUGCAGCUGACGACUCGGCUGCAGGGGGUGCGUGCUCUGGGGCAGGCAGGCUCUGACACCGGUGGCCCGGAGGAUGCCAAGAGACAAACCAAAAAGCAGAAGACAAGGCGGACGUGAGGUGGAAGGGGGCACUGCCUGAAGUGGUGCUCUGGCAGCCUGGGGCCUGAGGAAGCAAAGCCACUACCAUGCAUUUCUGUUGAAUUUGUGGACUCUGUUUUCAUUGUCGCUACGUGAGCACAUCUGUCACAGCAGCUCCAUUUGGGUUGUAAAUGCCCCAUGGAGUCUCUAAUUCCCUUGUUGUAAAGUGAUGGAAUGAAUGCCUUUGUUGGCGCCGAGUACAGCUCCUGCACUGAGAAACAGCUGACUGGAUUGUCUGCUGCAGUGGAACAGCCUUGCCGUCUUCACUAAUGGUUUGUACGAGCAGUAGGAGCAGACUGCUGGACUUCACUUCCAGUCUCUAGAUUUUGGGAUUGCUAUUCCUUCCCUUUCGAAAUGCAAAAGCAGCACAUAGGGAUUUUACUGCAUCAGUGGUGCUAGGGACAGCAGAGUUCUGGGGGACACACAUCAGCUGGUGAGUUACACCUUCAGCACUUGCAGUUCAGCAGCUUGAUUGAAGAGUCUCAUCUGCACAGCUGCAAUUCCAACUCUUAUCCAAUCAUUUUGUUAUCUUUGAUUAAAAGAAAGGUUGUUGCCCAAGGAAGCCAAGUUGUUAAUUUCAAGUAAGGCCAGCUGUUAAUGUCAGGUAAGUUCUGGUGAUCCUACUGCAAGAGCAGUGUUUAAAUUUCAGUUUCUUAAAUGCUGUGAUCUCUUCAGACUCCCAGUACUCCUGCAGGAGCUCCAGCUGGUUAUGCUCUUCUUUCUGAAGCUGUCCUGUGUGGCUGGUGGUGCCCAUUCAGCUGUGUGGCUGUAACACCUCCUGCUCAGGCCAUGGGCAGCCUUUUUGCCCCUUGAUAAUUGAUGUUUUAAAAUUACUAUGAUUUUUUUUUUUCUUCACUGUAACAAAUGUGAUCUUUUCAAAGUCUCCCAACGUGUACAACCUCAAUAACACAGGAAGCAGGUAUUUAUUCCAGGCCAACUUUGGAUUCCUGUUGGCAGCAGACAGUUGGACAUACACAGUUUAAAUGUUAAUGGGGCUUUUUAUUGACCAAUGGCAUAAAGGUUAACAGCUUCUGAGAGAUGCACACAACUGCCUACAAACUGCAGAGACACUGGCACUGCCAGUAAGGGGCAAUGUUUCUCUUUGACAGUACUUGAAAUAAAGUCCCUUUACCUUUAAUAUUCAAUCUUACAAACCCUACCAUUCUUAGAAAUUUGGAUGCUGAAGGUUCUGUGCUGUUCCUGUUGGUAUUUUGCAUUAGUUCGAGCCUAAAUAAUUAAAACCUGGUUUGGUGAUCAUUCGAAUCUCUCUGAGGGAAAUUCUGUCAAGAUCAUAAUAAAAAUGAGGAAUCAUGGAUACAGAGAAUUUGUGAUGAAGCUCUAAUGAACUGUCAGACUCCCCACUUAAUGACCUUGAAUUGCUGUGAGGAAAUACGUGGGGAAACAAAGGGAGGGAUAAAUUGUACAUUUUCCAUCCAUCUGUAUUUUAAGCUGGUGAAUGUUAAGUAUUGCUGCUUCGGGGGAAUGUAUGAGGAGAGGAUGCAGACUCCAUGUGCCUUGAGGGAGUACCAGAUACCCUGACCUCUGAACUGGGGGACUUGCUGUUGAUUGACCUUAAACACUGGAAGUGCUGUUAAUAAAAAGAAGAAAAA
This is a messenger RNA of Dryobates pubescens (Downy woodpecker), 5306 nucleotides long. Its product is annotated as BOS complex subunit NOMO1. Gene Ontology annotation, molecular function: carbohydrate binding. The record is from RefSeq and is a predicted model, not a curated record. Gene Ontology annotation, cellular component: endoplasmic reticulum membrane. Lineage: Eukaryota; Metazoa; Chordata; Aves; Piciformes; Picidae. Bases 46 to 3675 code for a protein of 1209 amino acids. The transcript is spliced from 31 exons.